UCAAAACAAGUUUUACAUACAUCAACUUUUAUAUAUUUGGAAUAUUACUUUCAUUUGUGAUGAUGAUUCUGGCUAGUUCAACGGUUAUUCCAUCCAACCAACGAUUUUCGUUUCGACCUGCCGGCCAAAUGCAUGACGGGUUCAACCCACCUCCUACUGACAGUUCCUGGUCUGUCCGAUCCGACCACAAAUACAGUGUUAGUAAUUAUCAGAGAAUAACAAACAUGUCUUCUGAAGAAGUGCAAGUUAUCCGUCCCCCCGCCAACUUUUCUCCCAGCAUUUGGGAAGAUCAGUUUGUUUUCUACCACCAGCGAGGAGAAGAAGCCGAGAUGGAACGCAUAAUUGGAGACUUGAAAGAAAAAGUGCGGAAAGAUUUGAUAGUAGCUUUGGAUGCUCCUGUCGAACAUUCGAAUCUCUUAAAGACUAUUGAUGCAAUUCAACGUCUUAACCUAACCUACUCCUUUGAGGAAGAAAUUACCCAAGUGUUGCAAUAUAUAUAUGAUAGAUAUGGUGAUAAAUGGAAUGGUUGUAACCCUGCUCUUUGGUUUCGACUCAUGCGUCAGCAAGGUUUUAAUGUUUCAUGUGAUAUUUUUGAUGACUAUAUGGAUGAAAAUGGAGGUUUCAAGGAAUCCUUAGUAAAGGAUGUUCAAGGCAUGCUUGAGUUGUAUGAGGCGGCGUUUAUGAGGCUGGAAGGGGAAAUUGUACUAGACGAUGCUCUCGCAUUUACAAGAUCACAUCUCGAAAUUAUAGCAAAGGAUGCUCUUUUUAGCAACCCUACUAUUUCUAUCCAAAUUAAGGAAGCACUAAAACUACCACUACAAAAGAAGUUACCAAUACUUGAGGCCUUGUUCUACAUUCCUUUUUAUGAACAACAAGAAUCUCAUGACAAGAAUUUACUUAAACUUGCCAAAUAUGGGUUCAACUUGAUUCAGUCAUUACACAAAAAGGAGCUUAGCCAACUUUCCAUGUGGUGGAAAGGUUUUGAUGUCCCAAAAAAUCUACCUUAUGCACGAGAUAGAUUGGUUGAAACCUUCUUCUGGGCAGUUGCUGUGUGCUAUGAUCCAAAAUUUUCACAAGCUCGAAUUUUCUUAACAAAAGUAAUUGUACUAAUAACUUUUGUAGAUGAUACUUAUGACGCUUAUGGUACUUACGAAGAACUCAAGAUCUUUACCGAGGCAUUUGAAAGGUGGUCAAUUACAUGUUUAGAUAUUCUUCCGGGCUACAUGAAACUGAUAUACAAAGGGCUAAUGGACGCGUACAAAGAAAUGGAAGAAUCCAUCGAAAAUGAGGGGAAAGAAGAUCUUAUUAACUGUGCCAAAGAGUUUACUAAAGAUUUUAUUAGAGGUCUCAUGUUGGAAGCAAAAUGUGUAAAUGAGGGGUACAUGCCAACAGUAGAAGAGCAUGCAGCAAUUGGAUUCAAGACGGGCGGUGGUGACUGGCUUAUAGCGUCCUGUUUUCUUGGCAUGGGAGACGCACUCUCAAAGGAGGCAAUCAAAUGGGGUGUUACUAAACAACCUAUUUUUGAUUGUGUAUCUAUAAUUGCCAGAAUCCAGAACGAUAUCGCUGGCCAUAAGAAGGAGCAACAACGAAAUCAUUUUCCAUCGAGUGUUGAAUGUUACAUGAGGCAAUAUGAUGUGACGGAGGAGUAUGCGUGCGAAAUGUUGCACAAGAAAGUAGAAGAUGUGUGGAAAGAAUUAAACCGAGAGUCACUCAUGUAUAAAGAUAUUCCUAGGCCUGUUUUAAUGGUGGCUGUGAACUUUGCACGGCUAGUGGAAACUCUAUAUAGAAAUGACAAGGAUAACUUCACACAUGCGGAAGGACUCAAAGAUCAAAUCAAGUCCUUGUUUAUUGAUGCUAUGAGUAUAUGAAUAUCAGGUCUUCAAUUCUCUUCAUGUUGUGCGCGCAUCGUUUGGCACACUCAAAGUUAAAGUUACUUGUCGUCUUCUUUAAAUAAAAUCUUUGAUUAUAUAU
Molecule: messenger RNA, 1971 nt
Organism: Erigeron canadensis
Lineage: Eukaryota; Viridiplantae; Streptophyta; Magnoliopsida; Asterales; Asteraceae
Product: beta-caryophyllene synthase-like
Exons: 8
Coding region: 60-1868 (602 amino acids)
Biological process (GO): diterpenoid biosynthetic process
Molecular function (GO): magnesium ion binding; terpene synthase activity
Source: RefSeq, a predicted model, not a curated record